Molecule: messenger RNA, 1669 nt
Organism: Triplophysa rosa
Lineage: Eukaryota; Metazoa; Chordata; Actinopteri; Cypriniformes; Nemacheilidae
Gene: pitpnbl
Product: phosphatidylinositol transfer protein, beta, like
Exons: 11
Coding region: 9-890 (293 amino acids)
Biological process (GO): phospholipid transport
Cellular component (GO): cytoplasm
Molecular function (GO): phosphatidylcholine intramembrane carrier activity; phosphatidylcholine binding; phosphatidylinositol binding
Source: RefSeq, a predicted model, not a curated record
CUCCACUGAUGACGCGCUGCUCUCAUUUCCGGCGACCGCAGUCUGUUGUUGAAUGUACCGUUCUGUCCAGAUUCGGGAUGGUACUCGUCAAGCAAUACCAGGUGCUGUUGCCAUGUUCAGUAGAAGAGUACCAGGUUGGCCAACUGUACUCUGUUGCAGAGGCCAGUAAGAAUAACACAGGUGGAGGAGAGGGAAUCGAGGUCCUUCGAAAUGAACCUUACGAGAAGGAUGGGGAGAAGGGCCAGUAUACCCACAAGAUCUACCACAUACACAGCAAGGUUCCAGGUUUUAUUCAGAUGUUUGCGCCAGAAGGAGCCCUGGUUUUUCACGAGAAAGCCUGGAAUGCCUACCCCUACUGUCGUACUAUUGUUACAAAUGAGUAUAUGAAAGAUGACUUCUUCAUUAAAAUUGAAACCUGGCAUAAACCUGACAUAGGAACAACUGAGAAUCCUCACGGUCUUCCUCCUGAAGAGUGGGAGGAGAUCGAGAUUGUUCCGAUCGAUAUAGCCGACCGCUCUCAAGUGGAUGAUGUGGAUUAUAAACCAGAUGAGGACCCUGCCAUCUAUCACUCUGAGAAAACUGGCAGAGGACCUCUUGGACCUGAAUGGAAGAAAGAGCUUCACAAUGGUAAUUGUCCCUAUAUGACAGCGUAUAAACUGGUGACGGUUCAUUUCCGCUGGUGGGGACUACAGGGACGUGUGGAGAACUUCAUUCAUAAGCAGGAGAAAAGGCUUUUUACUAAUUUCCACCGGCAGCUGUUUUGUUGGCUGGACCGCUGGGUGGACUUAACUAUGGACGACAUUCGCCGGAUGGAAGAAGAGACGCAGAGGGAGCUAGACCAGAUGCGCAGCCAAGGUACUGUGAGAGGGAUGAAAGCCGGAGAGGACUAAGACGAGAUUAAAGAUUGAAGGAAAACAAAAUAGGGGCUACUUUUUAUUUGACCUCCUUCAGUCCUCAUUGGCCAAUCGCAACGUGCCACAUCACCAAGCCCUUCCGAACAGGAAAUUGUCAUCCCUCACCCAGGAUAUGUCCAUUGAGUGUGAAUGUUGGUGUGAAUGUGUACAGUAUGCAUGUGUAUCUGUGGUUGUGCAGUUUGACUUUACACCUCAUCAUUUGCUGCCAAUUUCUUAGGGAUUCACUUAAGAUACAUUAAGUGAUGCCGGCAUUUCUUUUUAUAAUUAUUAUAACUGUUUAAUGGUUUUUGGUUCAUUUUGCAACCAUAAGCUUUUUACUGAAUGCACAAGUGGAGUAAUGAAUCCCAAGCUUGUUUCAACAAUGAAACAUUUCACUACAUGUAUUUUGACUAUAAAUAAAUAAAUGACUGAGAAAUUUCCUUCCUAAUUCUGUUACGUUUGUCAUGUUGUUUGGAAAUGCCUCAAGGAUCAUUAUCAGAAAAUGGACAAAAAAUGGAAUAAAGGAGCUUGUUUUAUUCAUAUGAAGCUCAAAGCAUAACGGUUUUCUGGUAGUCUUUGGUUUGGCUCUGCACUGGUUGGAGUGCAGUGAAUGGUUGUUUCUUUUUUAAGAUGAGUGUAAGAGCAUUGAAACCCCUCCCACCUUUGACUGACAUGCCGCAGGACAUGCCUCUCCAUUUAGACGAGGAUGGCCUGAAUUUCAAAGUUCAAUUUACAAUAAUGUAACAACAAAUAAAAAAUGUCAUCGACUACCAUGA